AUGUCUCGAGCAAGUGAAUUGAUCUUUAAAACAAGAAAAACUUCCGAAAAAAUAUCGGAAAAUGUACACAUAUUCGCAAAUGACCCUUCCCUAGCUUUUUUUCGAGUUCAGGAGCAUGUGCGGAAAGUAUUACCAGCGAUAUAUGAAAAACGGGAAGAAGUGUUCCAGUUGCAGAAAAAUCUUCAGGGACAUUGCUAUGACAUGGAAUAUGGAGUAGAAGCACUACAAACAAUAGAAAAAUCGGAGUCCCUAUUUUCCAAUGUACAAUCAAUUUUAAAAACAUCAAUUUUUUUAAAGCAACAACUUGCAGCGGAAGAGAACAGGAUAAAAAUGAAAAAAGAAAGCAUCAAAUCCUCGGUAUACAAGAGAUUUUCAGCGCACCUUGUAUUAGAUCUUCCCGAAUUGCCUGAUUUUAGUGGUGUAAUGCGGGACACCAGUCAACGAAUUGAAAAUAAAAUAGGUCCUAGUAAUGUACGCGAUGAUACACAAAGUUUUCAAACCAACUUAGCAGAACUUCAAAGGUCGCAUACCACAUUACACUAGCUUUAUACGAAUGAUAAUAUUACACAAUCUAUAACUUUAAAUACAAAUUUAAAUAUUAA
This is a messenger RNA of Drosophila persimilis, 602 nucleotides long. Its product is annotated as BLOC-1-related complex subunit 8 homolog. The transcript is spliced from 4 exons. Bases 1 to 543 code for a protein of 180 amino acids. Gene Ontology annotation, cellular component: BORC complex. Lineage: Eukaryota; Metazoa; Arthropoda; Insecta; Diptera; Drosophilidae. The record is from RefSeq and is a predicted model, not a curated record.